UUUUGCUGUUGAACUGCACGUCCACACGCUCCGCUUUGCAAACACUUGAAAGACUUCGAUCAGUCUGGUUAGUAGAAGUAACCUUCCGUGGACGAAGGUGUGCGGCACUCUCCUCAUUUGGCAAAAAUGAGUACUUUCAACUUAUUAAGAAGUGCCAACAGAGCUCUCAUCAAGCAGCCUCUCUGGGUGGCUCCCUCUAGAAAAUUUUCCUUAUCUUCAACUGCUUGGGAUACGCCUGCUACCACUGGAUCUAAAGCUGUCCUCCCAGGCCAUGAAUACUACCCAGGAAAAGAAGAGUAUAGCAUGGUGAUAGGUAACAGAGAAAUAGUUGGGUAUGGAGAAAUCCCCUACUACACCGAUUCCUUCAUGCAGCCCUGCCCUGCCAUCAGAUUUAAGGAGGUGGAUGAGGCGAUUGGAAAACUCCGAGUGAAAGAAAAGGGAGACUGGAAACAGUUGACAUUGGAGGAGAAAAAAACAUUAUAUAGAGCUAGCUUCAACUCCACGUUGGAAGAGAUCAAGGCUCCCUCAGGAGACUGGAAGAGAUGUGUGGGAGACAAUGCCAUCUUGAUUGGGCUGGUAUUUUUUGUCAUGGGUGUCAUUGGAGUAUCAGAUCCAGAAAAUGAGCCUAAGACUGUGACCAAUGAGUGGGUUGAUGCCCAGACUGAGUACCUGAUCAAGAGAAGAGUUCAGCCAGUGGAUGGUAUUGCUUCAUGGUACGACUAUGAAAACAACAAGUUCAAACCCACCUGGUCCAUCUUUACCACAAAGGAAACAUCUAAAUCUGUGAGACGUCUGAGUGAAGAGUGAAAUUUGAAAGACAAGAAAUAACUUAACAUAAUUGUCACUGAAAUGUUUGUUUACAAUAAACUGAUGAAAAAUUAGAA
Messenger RNA from Ostrea edulis (European flat oyster), 884 nucleotides. RefSeq names its product cytochrome c oxidase subunit 4 isoform 1, mitochondrial-like. The transcript has 5 exons. Lineage: Eukaryota; Metazoa; Mollusca; Bivalvia; Ostreida; Ostreidae. The record is from RefSeq and is a predicted model, not a curated record. Bases 127 to 807 code for a protein of 226 amino acids. Gene Ontology annotation, biological process: mitochondrial electron transport, cytochrome c to oxygen.